Messenger RNA from Apis florea (little honeybee), 1148 nucleotides. It is a transcript of the gene Dop1, whose product is annotated as dopamine receptor, D1. Gene Ontology annotation, molecular function: octopamine receptor activity. The record is from RefSeq and is a predicted model, not a curated record. Gene Ontology annotation, biological process: adenylate cyclase-activating adrenergic receptor signaling pathway; positive regulation of MAPK cascade. Gene Ontology annotation, cellular component: plasma membrane. Lineage: Eukaryota; Metazoa; Arthropoda; Insecta; Hymenoptera; Apidae.
UGUAUUUCUUAUGUAUACGUAAAAAAAAGAAAAAAAAAAAAUCGCCCGAUAAUCGCCCAUAAACACACAUUCGAUGCAUCUCAACUCAGCUCUUCGAGGGGAUUCCUCUUCCUGAUCUUGAUAUUUUUAUCCGUGGCGGGCAACAUUUUAGUCUGCGUGGCAAUUUACACGGACCGCGGUUUACGGAGAAUAGGGAAUUUAUUCCUGGCCUCCCUCGCUAUCGCCGAUCUUUUCGUCGGUUGUCUGGUUAUGACGUUCGCCGGGGUGAACGAUCUCCUCGGCUAUUGGGUAUUCGGGCCGCGAUUCUGCGACACUUGGAUCGCCUUCGACGUUAUGUGCAGCACUGCCUCUAUUUUGAAUCUUUGCGCGAUCUCUCUCGAUCGUUACAUACACAUAAAGGAUCCACUCAGAUACGGUCGUUGGGUGACAAGAAGGGUUGCGGUUGCUGGAAUCGCUGUCGUAUGGUUGCUCGCAGGGCUCAUAUCCUUCGUGCCGAUCAGCCUAGGCCUUCACCGUGCAAAUGAACCUGUUGUUCACGAUGAUGUCAUAGAAGAACAUCCUACAUGCGCCUUAGAUCUUACACCCACCUAUGCGGUAGUCUCCUCUUCUAUAUCUUUUUACGUGCCCUGCAUCGUAAUGCUGGGAAUUUAUUGCCGGCUCUAUUGCUACGCACAGAAACACGUAAAAAGUAUCCGCGCAGUAACGAAGCUGCCGGACACAUCAAUGGCCAAGAGUUUUCGUGCGAAAAGUACACGCAACAAACCGCCAAAGCCGCAAACAAAAACGAAGCCGACAAGUCCCUAUCACGUAUCCGAUCAUAAAGCCGCUAUAACAGUUGGUGUAAUUAUGGGCGUUUUCUUAAUAUGUUGGGUACCCUUUUUCUGCGUAAAUAUCGUCACUUCGUAUUGCAAGACCUGCAUAUCAGGCCGAGCGUUUCAAGUAUGAAUAUGUUUCUUUUUUUUCCCUACAAUAAUCUAUGAUUUCGUAAAUAUACGCAUAUACGGAAUAUACGCAUGCAGAGCCGUGCUCGAACUUUAAUUGAACCUUACCAUUUCGAAGAAAAAAAAGGAAUUUUUUACUUUUCUCGCCAUAUAUACAUUUUUCAUUAAAUAUCGUAUAAAUAAUAAUGAUUAUAUAUAAAUUAUAAA